AUGGCUGAACCCAACUCGUACGAGGAGCAGCGCAGGAGGCAGGUGGAGGAGAACAAGCGGAAGCUGGAGGAGCUGCGCCUGCACCGCCUCUCCGCCGCCGUGCGCGAGGCCGCCGUCAAGCCCAUGCCGAUCCAGGAGCUGAAGCUGCGGUAUCUUCGCCCGCCGCCGCCCCCGACCCGGCGGUCCGGCCGCGUCGCCAGUCUCCCCAAGCAACCUGAUUACCGCGACAAGAAAGCCCCGAGGGCAUAUGUUAAUAGAAGGGGAUUACCACCUGAUCGUGUGUACGCGACCGACGAAGCUAGAGACUACGCCUUCACCAAGGCCAAAGAGCUCAAUAACCUGCUGUCCUCUGCUCACCCCUCCUUCAUCAAGCCCAUGACCCAUUCUUAUGCCACGGGUAGCUUGCUGGCCAACUCGCUUGGCCAUCUGGAGCAGAUCGAUAGGUAUGCCCUUGGCCAUCAGGUCAGAUUCGGGAGCUUGAAUUACGUUGCGGACAUCCGUAGAGAUUUGAUCUUCGACGGAUUCGAGACCACGGCAGCCGCUCCCCAUUGCCUCGAUGAACAUGGCUUAAACUUGUCAUCGGGCAACACCCAGGAGAUAGCUCCUGUAGCAGCCCCGGCUUUAAAUCUGGAGCAGAUCAAAUCGCCCGAUGAUGGGAAGCUUGACUCCAUCACGGGGGCUACCGAUUCCGCGGUGUUGGAGCCGCACGCAGAUUCAUCAACGAAACCCCGGACUCGCCUCUGA
Molecule: messenger RNA, 744 nt
Organism: Triticum turgidum subsp. durum (durum wheat)
Lineage: Eukaryota; Viridiplantae; Streptophyta; Magnoliopsida; Poales; Poaceae
Source: the annotation of a GenBank genome assembly